This is a messenger RNA of Callorhinus ursinus (northern fur seal), 853 nucleotides long. The record is from RefSeq and is a predicted model, not a curated record. Lineage: Eukaryota; Metazoa; Chordata; Mammalia; Carnivora; Otariidae.
CGACCGGAACCCCCUGAAUCUCUCUGCGCCAUCGACCAGACCUGUCUUGUGCGGGAAGGUGGCAAAUUCGCAUCUCCCCCACCCAUUUUCUGCUCCCUCCCCUAGCUAAUGAGGUGCAGCCUUUGGUCUCCAGGGGCUACGGUCAAGGUUAGAGGAUGAGAACAUUACUCAGUCUGCACAGCCUCUCCCGCUAAGGGGCCCAGUCCCAGGAACCUGACUUUCUGAUCAUCCUCUAUGAGGGCAAGCACUUCACCGGGAGGAAGCUGGAGGUCUACGGGGACUGUGACAACUUCCAGGACCGAGGCUUUAUGAAUCGGGUGAACUCCAUCCGUGUGGAGAGCGGCGCCUGGGUCUGCUUCGAUCACCCCGACUUCCGGGGUCAGCAAUUUAUCCUGGAGCAUGGAGACUACCCCGACUUCCUCCGCUGGAACGGUCACAAUGACCACAUGGGCUCCUGCCGCCCCAUAGGAAUGCACGGGGAGAACUUCCGCCUGGAAAUCUUUGAGGGCUGCAACUUCACCGGCCAGUGCCUGGAGUUCCGGGAAGACUGCCCCUUCCUGCAGAGUCAGGGCUGGUCCAAGAACUGUGUCAACGCCAUCAAGGUGUACGGGGACGGAGCGUGGGUCCUGUACGAGGAGCCCAACUACCGCGGCCGCAUGUACCUGGUGGAGCGGGGUGACUUCCGUAACUGCUCCGACUGGGAGGCCCACAACGCGCGCAUCCAGUCGCUCCGCAGAGUGGUCAACUACUUCUAGCCCGCCAGGACCCGGGCGUGCCUGGGGGUCGGGGGCAGCCCCUUCCGCCCCCCCAUCCUAGGGCUCAGACCCUAGGGAAUAAAAAUCAGAGAAAUGGA